Molecule: messenger RNA, 3756 nt
Organism: Cyclospora cayetanensis
Lineage: Eukaryota; Apicomplexa; Conoidasida; Eucoccidiorida; Eimeriidae
Product: polyglutamine-repeat protein pqn-41
Exons: 12
Coding region: 1-3756 (1251 amino acids)
Source: RefSeq, a predicted model, not a curated record
AUGCGGCCUAGGAGCGACAACGCCCCUCGCGGAGGGACCCUCCCCCCGCCUAGCAGCAGCAGCAGUAGCAGCAGCAGCAGCAGCAGUAACAGCAACAGCAACAACAACACCAGUGUUUCCUUGCUUUUCCCUCACAGCAGCAGUUUCUCCCCGUAUUUGCGCAUGGAACGGUGCAGCACAGGGGGGAGAAGCAGCUGCACACGAGGAGAAACGCAACAGCCGCAGCAGCAAAUGGUAAAUAUUCAUGUAGCCUUGCAGCGCAGGGGUCUUCGAGACUCUGAUGUCGAUGAAUUUGUUCAAUGGUUGACCCUUUGCAUGCAGCAGCACAAUCGGCCUGCUAGCAGCACGAGUGGCGGCAACAGCAACAACAGCAGCAACAACAGCAGCAACAACAGCAGUGGCAGCCGGCUGCCUGCUAUUGUUGUCUUUUCCCUGGAUCUGGCGGAUAACAGUCUGAGCGGCUCGGGUGUUUCGACGCUGUUGUCUUUCCUAACGACGCACUGUCACUACAUGCGCGUAAGCAAGUUGAAGCUGUAUAAGAAUGCAAUCGGCAAUGCGGGAGCCGCAGCUGUGGCUGGCUACAUCAGCAAGACUGCGGCAGCUGGCUGUCUCCUCCUCGAAGAGCUGCAUCUUUCACACUGCGACAUCUCAAACAGCGGUGCAGUACUUGUGCUCGACGCCGUAGCUUCUGCUCAGGAGCAGGAGGGAGGUCAGCACGUGUAUCCGCGAAUGGAUGCAAGACGAAAAGCCUAUGUUCCUCUGUGGCUAAGGAUGGAGUACAACACCAUUACAGACCCGUUGAAUCUAGCCCGGCAGUGGAGCUCUACUGCGAAGCAAAAAAGAGGUGCAGCGGCUGCUAUUUGUUUUGCUGAUAAGAUGCAGCAGCAGCAACAUUGCACACCUGCGCGUUGCUGGAGAACGGCUGCGCAUGCAGCCACCCCCGUGCUUCACAUGUAUAUGUUCGCUCACCAAGCUCUCACAGAUAAUCGACGUGGGGCCUCUAUGCGUGCUUCAGCGGCUGGCAGCACAUCCUCCGGAGCAGUACGUGGCUUGCUUCAAAGUCUAGUUAGAGUUUCUGUGAGAUCAGCAGCAGCAGCAGCAGCAGCAGCAGCGACCUCCUCGCGUCGCUCUUCAGAUGAUCAUAACGCAAAGCAGCAUCGACAGCAGCAACAGCAGCAACAGCAGCAGCAGCAGCAGCAGCCAGCAGCGCAGGCUAACGCAACUGCUCGCAGAAGAGGAUCAGCAGCCGUUUCUUCCGCUGAAUCCGCUACAGUUACGUGUACUGCGGCAGCAGCUGCUGCUGCUUCUGGAGCGCGCAUGCCAGCUCGAAUGGUAGCAGCAGCAACCCCUGCUGCAGCAGCGGCUUCUGGAGCUGCUGCACCGACUUCAGGAGAAAAGCGCGUGGGAAGUGGUCGUAUUUCUUAUGCAGCAGCGGCGAGUGCACCUGCCGCUGCUGCCGCAAAAGCUGCAGCAGCAGCAACACCCACACUCAGUGAAAAGUCUGCUGCCACGAGUGCAGCACCAGCAGCAGCGCCUGUCGGAGCCAGUGAAACUGUUGGCAGCUCAGCAGCAGCCGCAGCUGCUGCUUCUUCCCGCCGCGUCUCUUGUAGCGAUGCAAGGAGGUCUCCUGGAGGAGGAGGCGGUUCUUCUUCGGCAGUGUCUGUGUCGCUGGAGACUCCUGAGCUCUGUGUUUCCUCAGGAGCAGUGGCGACGGCAGCAGCCGCAGCUGCUGUCGUCGAGGAUGCAGUUAAUGCAGCUGCAACGGCUUUGUCAGGCCCAACAAGGACAGAAGCAACGUGUGCCGAUUUGUUCAAGAGUUUGCCUCUCUACAUCUUGCUGGAUGCUUCAGCUGUCAUCCAGAUGAAGCAUGGAAAGUGCGCUGGUCACCCCCAGCAGAGCGAAAGCACUUGCCCAGCAAGCCUCGCAGGUUUGCGACGUCUCUGCAGCGCAGGCCUGUUGGCUUGCAGGGGGCUCGUUCCUCCGCGUGCAGCAGUGGGAGGAGCACUUUCAAAGCACACGCUGUCAGAUAGCGAUAUCUCGAUUUUCCUGAUUAUCGACCAUGUGGAACGGGAGGUAGCUCGCCUGCAGCAGCAGCAGCAGCAGCAGCAAGACGCGCUGCAAGACCUACAGGAGCUGGCGAGCGACUUCCAAAUCAUCGAGUAUGUUGAGGCGGCUAAGAAGCAGUCCAAGCUUCCUCAGCAGAAGCACCAGCAAAAGCAGCAGCAGCAGCAAUACUCGCUGCUGACACCCCAGGAUGUAUCUUUAGGCAAGGCCCUCCAGCUGAGCGUCGACACUCUGAAGACGCUAGACUUUGCCCUCCUUUGGAAGAGCCACUUGGAGGAGGUUUGCUUGGGCAGGAUCCAUGGCAAUAGCAGCAAUUGCACGAGCAGCAAGGAGGGAGACGCCAAGUCUGGGGAGGGGCUUGUCUUUAUGCUCACGGCAGAUCCUGCAGUAAAAGUUUUUCUGCAGCGCUGUGCAGCCCAGCGUGGAGCAGCAGCAGCAGCGCCUGCCAUAGCUGCCGUGAGGAAGCCUGAGGUUCCCUGUCUCUUGCUGGAGGAAUUCUGUUGCUGUCUGGGAGUAAGCUUCUCCGAUGUGAUGCAGCAGCAGCAGCAGCAACGUCCACCAGUCACGGCUGGAGAGCUGCGCGGGCUUAUGCUCUCUGCGCUGCAUCAUCAGCAGGAGCAGCAGCAGCAGCAAAACGGAAAUGCAUACAUCCCUUUCUUCUCGCCCCUUCUGGGAACGGGCUUUAACGAUGCCGCAUACGUUCGAUCCAGCAACAACAGCAGCAGCAGCAGCUGCUGCAGUGGCAACAGCAACAGCAACAGCAACAACAACAGCAGCAGCAGCAGCUGCAGUGGCACCAGCAACAGCAACAGCAGCAGCAGCAGCAGCACUUGCUGCAACGCCGCGAGCCUCGCCAGUAGGAAUGUUGUUACGGUCGAGGAAAUUGAGCAGCUGCAGCUGCGGCAGCACCAACAGCAGCAACAACAGCAACAGCAACUGCAACAACAGCAACUGCAACAACAGCAAAUGCAACAACAGCAGCAGCCUUUGCGUGUACCUCCUGGACUCAGCAGCCCCCCCCCCAUUUCUAACGAAACUGCAACAGCAGCAGACUUUCUCUUUGACUCGUAUUUGGGAGAAGGUUGUGCGUCCAGUGGCUUGCACGAUGGAGGAGACGAAGACGCUGCAGUUGCUGUUGCUGCUUCCGAUCGAGGUCGGCUCACUUUCAACAGCAGUGCAGCAGCGGCAGCAGCAGCAGCAGCAGCAGCAGACGCAUUCGCCACCUCCGCGGCAGCAGCAGACGGGGAAGUUCCUGCAGAGGGGGCAACUCCCCUGGCUGGGCGCAUUGCGGAGAAUGCUGCUCCAGUAGGGCCUCCUUUGGAGCAGGACGAACUCAUCACGGCAAUCGCGAUCGUGCAGGAGCUGGCCACGCGCAUUCGGCUUUCGGAACCUGCAGCUGCAGUAAACGGAAGCAGCUGCAUCGGCGACGGCGUCGUUGCGGAGGAUCUUUUGCGCAGAGCUCAGCAGUGCGUUUACCGAUGGAGGCGUCUGCUGCUGAAACAGGAGCAGCAGCAACGGCAAGAAGAGCAGUUCUUGCACGCCCUCCAGCAGAGAGAGGUUGUGCACCCGUCCGCAUGCGUCGGCAGCAGGGCGAGAUGGGGGGAGGGAGAAGUUGCGGCGGAACGGGUUUGCCCACCAGAGCGAGGGGGAAGACUGCCUUUAAGCGGUGCUUGGUAUCGUGGCUUUCAGUAG